UUCAUCAUUAGACAUUCUAUUGGUUGAAUAACUUAACUGAUAUAAUAACUAACAUAUGAAUUCUUUGUGAGAUUGUCUCGAGACAGUCUUACUUCAACUGAUUUAUUUCAAAAGGGUCGCUUUGGAAGCCUAAUCUGAGCCCACAGGUGGCAGGCCACACGUAUAGCAAAGGAGUCGCGAUAGGAAGAGGAGAUCAAAGACGGAUGGCGAUAUUAUAUGCGGUCGUGGCUAGAGGAACCACCGUGCUUUCAGAAUUCAGCGCCGUAACCGGAAACAUUGGUGCUGUGGCGCGCCGUAUCCUCGAGAAUAUUCCAUCCGAAGCUGAUGCUCGGCUUUGCUUCUCGCAAGAUCGCUAUAUUUUCCAUAUUUAUAGGGCAGAUGGUCUCUCCUUCCUCUGUAUGGCCAACGAUACCUUCGGCAGACGUAUCCCAUUCUCGUAUUUGGAGGAGAUUCAUAUGAGAUUCAUGAAAAACUAUGGGAAAAUAGCGCAAUAUGCUCCUGCUUACGCUGUUAAUGAUGAGUUCUCUAGAGUUUUGCAUCAGCAAAUGGAGUUUUUCUCCAGCAACCCUUCUGCGGACACUAUCAAUCGUGUUAGGGGAGAAGUCAAUGAGAUUCGGACUAUCAUGGUAGAAAAUAUUGAAAAGAUACUGGAGAGAGGUGACAGAAUCGAGCUUCUUGUAGAUAAAACUGCAACAAUGCAGGAUAGUGCUUUCCAUUUCAGGAAACAGUCAAAACGCCUUCGUCGUGCCCUUUGGAUGAAAAACGCCAAGUUAUUGGUUUGGCUGACGUGCUUGCUAGUUGUGCUACUCUACGUUAUAAUUGCUGCUUGUUGUGGAGGUCUAACUCUGCCGAAUUGUAGAUCGUAGUUGUUUGGUGGUAUCAAUUCUUCUGAGUUCAGUACUACUUAUCGACAGAGGUUCUUCGGAGGUGAUUCGGUGUGACCCUGCAUGUUCCUUCUGAUUGUCGAGGCUUGUUGCUUCAACGGUUGAGGAUAAUGUAUCAAUGUGUCUGAAGUAUUUAAUCCUAUGCACAACGUGAUGACCUUUUAUUCUGUGAAUAUGGAUUUAAUUCUGUGCAGUUAUGUACUUAUGUAAAUCCCUUAAUAAUGUCGAGCAUCAUUGGCUUAUUUAAGGUUGUCACUUGUCAGUUUUUGGGUUGAUGAAUGUAUACGUUUUAGUGAUUUGGCUUCGAGAAAGCUUUAGGCUUAGAAGUUAAUUUGUUUUCAUGCUCAA
Amaranthus tricolor (Joseph's coat) is the source of this 1232-nucleotide messenger RNA. Its product is annotated as vesicle-associated membrane protein 714. The record is from RefSeq and is a predicted model, not a curated record. The coding region runs from base 204 to 866 and encodes 220 amino acids. NCBI's taxonomy places the organism in Eukaryota, Viridiplantae, Streptophyta, Magnoliopsida, Caryophyllales, Amaranthaceae. Gene Ontology annotation, biological process: vesicle-mediated transport. The transcript has 4 exons. Gene Ontology annotation, cellular component: membrane.